This is a messenger RNA of Dunckerocampus dactyliophorus (ringed pipefish), 3774 nucleotides long. RefSeq names its product protein kinase, AMP-activated, beta 1 non-catalytic subunit, a (gene prkab1a). Gene Ontology annotation, biological process: signal transduction. The coding region runs from base 158 to 964 and encodes 268 amino acids. Gene Ontology annotation, molecular function: protein kinase binding. Gene Ontology annotation, cellular component: nucleotide-activated protein kinase complex; cytoplasm; nucleus. The record is from RefSeq and is a predicted model, not a curated record. NCBI's taxonomy places the organism in Eukaryota, Metazoa, Chordata, Actinopteri, Syngnathiformes, Syngnathidae. The transcript is spliced from 8 exons.
AAACUACUGCGCAUGCGCAUGAUGUAGGAAGUGCAGGUCAAAUGUUUAUGUUUGUGUUCGGGUGAAAUGCGACUAAAGCGCUAAUACGCAGGAUUCUAUCAUUACAAUACAUGCACAGUGUCAGUGACCUUGAAGGAAUCAGCACAGAGUUGACGGAAUGGGAAACACAAGCAGCGAGAGGGCCGCAAUGGGCCACGGGGAGAAGGCCCUGCGGCGGGACAGCAGGGGCACAAAGGAUGGCGAGAGGCCCAAAAUCCUGAUGGACAGCCCAGAGGACGCAGAUAUUUUCCAUGGGGAAGACAUGAAAGCUCCCUUAGAGAAAGAAGAGUUCCUUGCAUGGCAAGACUUAGAAGCGGAAGACAAAGGGCCAACUUUAAACCGUCCAACUGUCUUUCGCUGGACUGGUGAUGGCAAGGAGGUCUACCUGUCUGGAUCCUUCAACAACUGGGCUAAUAAGAUUCCUCUGAUUAGAAGUCAGAACACCUUUGUGACCAUUGUGGGACUCCCUGAAGGGGAACACCAGUACAAGUUUUACGUGGACGGCCAGUGGACUCAUGACCCAGCUGAGCCUGUUGUAACCAGUCAGCUGGGCACAGUCAAUAAUAUCAUCCAGGUGAAGAAAACUGACUUUGAGGUGUUUGACGCUCUCAUGGUGGACUCGCAGAAAUGCUCCGACAUGUCAGACCUGUCCAGCUCUCCACCCGGGCCGUAUCACCAGGAUGCUUACGUUCCAAAACAAGAGGAAAAGUUUAAGUCUCCACCUAUACUUCCACCACACCUGCUCCAGGUCAUCCUCAAUAAAGAUACUGGAAUAUCUUGUGACCCUGCACUCCUGCCAGAGCCCAACCAUGUCAUGCUCAACCAUCUCUACGCUCUUUCCAUUAAGGAUGGAGUAAUGGUACUCAGCGCCACACAUCGCUACAAGAAGAAGUAUGUCACCACUUUACUAUAUAAACCCAUCUGACCAAAGACCACGCCCGGUGCAUUGACAAAUUGGCUCAAGCAAUACCAGUCAUCACCACCUUUAAUUGACUAUACAAUCCAUUUGUUAGUUAACUCAUUUGAAUGGCCUUCCUCGGUGGAGUGAGUUAGACACAAGCUAACAAAAAAUAUGUCAAAUAAUUCAUUCAGCAAGUACUGUAGUAAAAUAUUGUGGAUGAGACAUGCAAGAACACUCGUUAAAACAUGAUUCGGAAAAGAUCUCCAUGAGAUAAAAAUGGUCACGUGAUCAUGCAUCAACCUUUUACAAUUUGUGGGCAAAGUCACCACUCGUAUCACUAUUUCACAAAUGAUUAUUGUUGAAAGCACUUAGGUAUUAAGUACUUGUAUUUGUCUGUUUAGGCUGAUCACUCAUCGGCCUCUCUUAUAUAGAGAUCCCACAAAAUAGCCCAUCAGAGCCGUAACAUACUGUAUAUACUCUAGUAAGCUGCAGCUAACUCAGCAAAUAAUUUGAUGUUUGCACUCAUGAGAUGUAUAAAAUACAGAUAGCGUAUUUUUCCAGACUAUAAGUCGCACUGUUUUCAUAGUGUGGCUGGUCCUGCGACAAAGUCCAAAUAUAUAUGUAUAUAUAAUUUAACAUGUGCCAACUUGAAGUUCAAGUGGGGUGUGUGUUUUUUUAUUUUUUUGGCAACACCUAGUGGCCGCGAUAAUUGAUUUAGAUGCGCUCGUGUUGCAGUCAGACUCCGCCCCAGCAGCCCAUGUGAUCACAACAACAGCAUGUGCUAACGUCUUAAGCGUCGAGUAAGAGUGAUGACGGCCAUGUGUAUUUUUUGGUAAAGCCCAAAAAAGACGUUGCAGCUGAGAGCAACACUUGUCACGCACAAGUUUCCUGUGGGGGCACAGCACUGGAGAAGUUUAGUACGACCGAACUCAUCGAGCAUUUGAAGCAGCCUUAAUAUGGGAUGACAAGAAAUAAUUAGCUAUAAGAGGAAAGAUGACCAGCACCGCGGGCCUUGCUAUAUUAUGCCUAUCCGCCACUACGUUGUGAAUAAAACUAUACACUACAUGCUUUAAUAAAUAAAUGGGUCUGUUUUUCGCGUAUCAACUGUUGCUGAUUAUUGUUCUCUGUUUGAGUUUGACCUUUUCAUUCCACACUACAAAAUAAGCAAUUAAACAUAUGUCUGAUCUGUGCUGAUAUGGGUACCGAAGCUGCAAUAUCGGUCUUGGAUUGGAAGUGAAAAAGUUGUAUCGGGACACCCGUACUUAUUUCAGCUACAGUCCAUCAUAAAUACCGAUAAAUGCGACUUAUAGAUGUUUUUUUCCCUCUUCAUGAUGCGUUUUUAUGACUGAUGCGACUUGUACUCCAGAGCGACUUAUAGUCCGGAAAAUACGGUAGUUGGUGUGGAGUAUGAAACCUCACACCCCUGCAUUCUCUUUUACACAUAGUACUACCUAAAAAGGAAAUAUAAAGGGGCUAGUAACCCCAUAAUUUACUUUUCUUUGCAAUCUUACCUGCUUCGUAACCAUAUGAGACAUUCAAGACUGAUGGCAACUCAGAGAGGUAAACACAUUAUGGCUGAUGAGUGAGAAUAAUUGUGAGAGUAAUUUGACUGUCAGCCGUCCUGACAACCUAAUAUUUUUAGAAGCCUUAGUAAGUUCACUGAAUAAGUAAAGCAGAGUGCAUAUAGCAACAUGUCUACACACCAGUUUGUGUCUCUGUGGGCACCAACAUGUGUGACGUUAGAUUACUGCUUUUCGGUGCACAGGAGGUAGGGAUUGGCGCCUGUAGUUGGAGACAUUUCUUACGCCCCAGUUUUGUGGAAUGCAGCAAUUGAGAGGGCACAACAGUGACGGUUCGGCGUGGUAGUGUUAAAUCUGCAUAUUAGAAAUGAAGCUGGACACAGUGUUUUCAGAUAUCUUUUGAAAACGACUUCCGUCUCCAUUAUCAUGAUAAUGUCAGAAAAAGAAAGUGUCGUUAAAGCAAGAGAGAUAUUGCACUGCAGUAGCCCUCCACUGUUGUUAUUCCUUUGCAUUUUUAGCGUGUGUUUAGUGAGAAUGGCACAACACUCAUUAUGAAGCAUAACACGUUAUAUUUGAUUUACUGUAGGUUGGUUAUGUGAUAAGUUUCACUUUCUUAUUUUUAGAGACACACUUUAGGACUGGUAUUUGUAUUAUUUUGCACGACAAUGAUCAAUAUGAAUGUAGAACGUGCGCACAGUAAAGUCACGGGAACUUGUUAGGAUUUUGGAGAAAAUGUACAGUAGAAAAAUAUAUAUUUUGGAGGUUGUGUGCUGCAGCAGAACUUUCCCUCCGAAAUCUUUGAAAACAUUUCAUCCUGUGGCAUACGGAGACACAAAGUUUCACGGGAUUCGUCGUCAUUACACUGAUAUAUCAUUGCACAAUAAGAGUAAUAAUGACAUCACACUUUUUCUUGGUAACAGUACAAACACAUUCCAGGAUUUUGAAAGGAGCUCUACAGAGCAACAAAUAAGCUGCUAUACUAUCCAGUAUGCUUGAUGAAUGCUUCUGGAGAAAUAAAUAAAAAUGACGUUUAAUUAUUAAUGAAUAUACUUACAGACAUUUCCAUGUAUGAAGGGGCACAAGUUACCCAGUCAGUAUUAAUAACUCCUUAUUUCAUGAGUUUUAUUGAAUUUUAGUCAUUGUUAUAUGCCACUCUUUGAUAUUAUUAUUGCUGUUAUUUAUUAAUAUAUUUCUGUUGUAUUCCACAGGCCACUAAGCAAAUGAUUUAUGAGAAAGUAAGACAUUCAAACUGUUGCAUACCCUUUGAACUAUGCUGCCAUUGUCACUCCUUUUAUUAAAGAUCACCUUCUGAAA